GAAUAACAAGUACAUGAAAAUAAACUGAUAAAACAAGAUAGAGCGGUGACUCUAAAGUCUAAAGAUAUGAAUUCACGUGUGAUGCACAGUCACCAAGGGGAUAUAUUCACUGCCUACAGCCGGUCAAUCCCCGUCACCUUCCUUUUUCCGAUAAGUUUUAAAACUUCCAAAAAAACAAAAUUUUAUGUUUUAUUUUUUGGGUUUUUCAUCACCUGCCCUGCACAAAAGAAGAGCAGUAGAGAAGACUGUGCCAUUUUCUUUUUUCUUUUUUUUAAUGUAAAAAAUCUCUUUCUCUUUCUAUAACUAGGAUUGUUAAAUUCUCCCAUUGCUUUCAUGUCUGUAAUGGCCAAAAUAUCUUCUUUUUUCUCUUUUCCUGUACAAAAUUGAUGUCUUUGUUGCACUUUUGAUAGUUCUUUACCACUUUCUCCUUUUUAGCUGAUCUGGGUCUGGGGUUGUGAUGAUUUCACUUUUUUUUGUUUAAGAGUCUUGACGAGGAAGCUGAGUAAGGGUAUCUUUAGUAGUAGUAGUAGUAGUAGUAGUAGUCAAGAGCUUUGGUAUUAGGGAAGAAGAUUGCAUUUUUUUUACCAUCUUUUCUUUGAUGAUGAUGAUGGUAUUAGUGGUGAAGAAGAAGGAGGAGGUUACUUUUUUGACCAGAGAAAGACAUCAGAUAAAGCAAACAACAAUGAAAAGUAAAAGAAUGGGGAAGAAAAGAUGCCCCCUUUGAUUGGCAUUCUUCUUAUUUGUCAGUGAAAGACAAAGGAAGAGAGAUAAAACAAAACUCUUGCCUUCUUCGGUAGUCUUACUCUUUUCUUUUCUUUCUUUCAUUUUUUCUUUCCCGCACGCUUCUUGUUUGCUGGAUGUGAUUUGUCUUCUUCAAGGCUAAUUCUCUUGUAAAUUAGCUCUCUUUGUUUUCUUUUGGGAACAAAAAUAAAAGGGUCUUUGUUAGAUUCUUUCCUGUUGUAGUCUAGCAUUUCCAAAAGGGUAUUAAAAAAUGCCAAUGUAUCAACCAUCUAGUCGAAGAGAAGCUGACAUGAAGCUUGAUAGCCAAGUUCUAGAUCUUGAAACGGCUGUGAAAGAUGGCAUUUUGGGAGGCGGUUGUGGGGUAAUAUCCACUGAUUUUGCGUUAGAGAAAUUGGAUCUGAAGAUAAUGAUUGAAGAGCUUGAGUCCAUGGAUGUGCCAACGGUUUUCAUAUGUCCAAUUUCUUUGGAGCCAAUGCAAGACCCGGUGACUCUUUGCACUGGCCAAACCUAUGAGAGAUCCAACAUUCUUAAAUGGUUCUCUUUAGGCCAUUACACUUGCCCCACCACGAUGCAAGACCUUUGGGAUGAUUCAGUGACUCCAAACAAGACGCUUCAGCAGCUAAUUUAUAGUUGGUUUUCUCAGAAGUAUUUGACUAUGAAGAAGAGGUCAGAGGAUGUGCAAGGAAGGGUCAAAGAAGUUUUGGAGAGCUUGAAGAAAGUUAAGGGUCAAGCUAGAGUUCAAGCUCUUAAGGAGCUUCGGCAAUUGGUUCAAGCUCAUGGGACAGCUAAGAAGACUGUUAUGGAAAAUGGAGGCGUUGGUUUGGUUUCAUCUUUGCUAGGUCCUCUUACAACUCAUGCUGUUGGAUCAGAGGUAAUUGGAGUUAUUGUGAACUUGAAUCUUGAUUUAAAUUCCAAGUCUGAUUUAUUGCAGCCUGCUAAACUAUCUUUAAUGGUGGAUAUUUUAAAUGAAGGGUCGAUUGAGACCAGGAUUAACUGUACGAGGUUGAUUGGAAUGUUGAUGGAAGGGAAUGAUUUUGCUUCCGAAAAUGUUGCAAGUUUGAGUCUUUUAGUUGCGUUGUUGAGGUUAGUGAAAGAUAAGAAGCACCCAAAUGCGGUAUCGGCUGGAUUGAGUUUGCUCAAGACAAUAUGUUCUCAUGAAUCAGUUAGGAGCUCUUUUGUCAAUGUUGGGGCAGUUCCUCUAUUGGUUGAGCUGAUGCCUGGUUUGAAUAAUGAGUGUUUGGAAUUAGUCCUUUAUAUAUUGGAGCUUUUGUCGAGUAUUCCAGAAGGAAGAUUGGCUUUGAAAGAUUGUCCAAAUACCAUACCAAAUGUGGUGAAAUUAUUGAUGAAAGCUUCUGAAAACUGUACUCAGUUUGCAUUGUCAAUACUAUGGGCCAUUUGCAAGUUUGCACCGGAGGAAUGUGCUUCACUUGCUGUGGAUGCAGGUCUGGCUGCAAAGCUCCUUCUAGUUAUACAGAGUGGUUACAAUCCUGUGUUGAAGCAACGGUCUGCAGAGUUGUUGAAAUUGUGUAGCCUAAAUUACACGGCUACCAUCUUUAUUUCCAAGUGUAAGCUUACAAGAACGAUUCAAUGAAGGAAAGUAGCAGCAUGUUGAUAUACACGACUUUCUUCUUUUUUUUUUUUUUCUUGUCCAAUAUGACAAAUGGAGCUGAUGAGCAUCCAGUUUUGGAGAGCUCAGAAUGAGUUCAAUCCGGGUUUCUGAGGUACCCUUUACUCUCUUGUGCAUACUAAAGAAUUUCCUAUGUAUAAUUGUUUCACAUCAAGUAGCAGCAUACUGUGGAUUUGAGCUAAUUGGAAGUUGUGUACUCACCAACCCACUGUCUGUAAGCUCAAGUUUCUGCCCAUAUUUUCCAAUAAUUCCCAGCAAGGUUGUGAUUCAAUCUGUUUGUGUCACUGUUGCAUGUUGUCUCAAUCCACCAGAGAAAUGUAACUGUAAACACUCUUAAAAUGAGCUGAGUGGAGGUUGAGAAGUGGUGAUAGAGGGAAAUGAUACGAGGAGGGGAUUCCUGUUGGCAUUCGUGUCAUUUGUAAUUCUAGUUAGUUUUUAUGGGAAGCCCUGUCCCACUGAUCCCCAGAUUUCCUUCAUUUCUGUAAGUUUUUGUGAAAAGCUUAAUUUAUACUUGGUUGAAAGAGU
Molecule: messenger RNA, 2893 nt
Organism: Durio zibethinus
Lineage: Eukaryota; Viridiplantae; Streptophyta; Magnoliopsida; Malvales; Malvaceae
Source: RefSeq, a predicted model, not a curated record